CUGUCAUUACUUGGAACGAUGCAAUUGUCUUAUCUACGUGAAUAUUGGAUCUGCAAUGGAUCUCCUGAUUUGGAAUCCAAAGACUUUCCGAACUACUCUGUACAUUGGGGUUGGUUCUCAGCCUGAAGUGUAUACCGAGGGAUUCCUUUAAGCGACCAGUGAUCCGAGAUAGUGUUCCUGGGUAUUGGAAUUAUUGGAAACUCAGCUCUUCUUGUUCAGGAAGGGAACGUGAUGAUCAGAUAAGGCCUCUAUAGACCUGCUUUGAGUCUUGUCAUAGACAUCCUCGACAGGCAUAUAUAUAGGACUUAGAAUCCCCUCCCAAUGGCACUUGAAUCCUAACAGCAUCAAUCUCAAUACCAAAUAUAAAGUCUCUUACUCACCCAAACCUUUACCAAAACGCCCUUAGAUACCUCACUUUUACUAAACCCAACCGUCAAGAUGAAGUUCACCACCGUUCUCUCUGCCUUCGCUGUUGCGGGCUCUGCUCUGGCCACUGCCCUCCCUGCCACCGAAAGCGACCUCACCCAGCAGCUCACUGCCCAAGUCCAGGAGGCUGCUCGCCAGAUUGAGGCUGCCAAACUCGAGAAGAGGGACACCAGCAAGUGCAUUGAUCCUAUUCUAUGCUGUGGCACCCUCACCACUCCUCUUGACCCCAUCGUCGACCCCAUUCUCGAGGGGCUGGGUAUUAACGCCGCCAAUAUCGUUGGCUCCGUAGGCCUUCUUUGCCACGCCUACGAGAAGGAGUCUUGCACCACCGCUCCCCAGUGCUGCACUGAGAUUAACCUCUUGGGUGGUACACUUGCUCUUGGUUGCAGCGAUCUCUAAGUGCUUGAUUGUUGAGCUCAUGAAUUGUGUUGGUGGCGGUGCCGUUAUGUAUAACUACCGGUAUGAGUCAGUGUGGAAAUGAUGGAUAUUGUGCCUUUAAUUACUUCUCGGCGGGUGUGACUUGCCUAGAUACUUCUAUUUAUUUACACACUUUAAUGUAUUGAUACAUUCAGAUGACGGAUUUCUGUUUGUGCAUUGGACUUCCAUUAGCUUUAAUGUCUAUUUGC
Molecule: messenger RNA, 1052 nt
Organism: Aspergillus versicolor CBS 583.65
Lineage: Eukaryota; Fungi; Ascomycota; Eurotiomycetes; Eurotiales; Aspergillaceae
Product: hydrophobin family protein
Exons: 3
Coding region: 439-825 (128 amino acids)
Cellular component (GO): fungal-type cell wall
Molecular function (GO): structural constituent of cell wall
Source: RefSeq, a predicted model, not a curated record